AGGAGGAAGGAACAAACAACAAGUUAAUCAGACAGGAAGCGAAUAACCACAGCAGGACGCUUGCCUCUGACUCAGUCACACUGAGCGAGCGGCCAGAGCCCUGCUAUGGCUGCCCCCGGACGACCCAGCCCAGGCCUGUGAGGAUGGUCCCUUUUUCAUGGACGAUUUGCUCUCCUGACUUGGGUCCCACGUGCUCUGUCUGCAUGUGACCCUGACCAUGGCCUUCUCCAGUACCCUGUAACGACUUGUCAUCAAGACUGUUAAGAGUAACUGAACCAAGAUGCCCGUACCUCCACCUCCAGCGCCCCCACCACCGCCGACCUUUGCACUGGCCAAUACUGAGAAGCCGACCUUGAAUAAGAGAGAGCAGGCUGGGAGAAAUGCUCUGCUGUCUGACAUCAGCAAAGGGAAGAAACUGAAGAAGACAGUCACCAAUGACAGAAGUGCACCGAUACUGGACAAACCUAAAGGACCUAGUGCUGGUGCAGGCAGCGGAUUUGGCGCAGGAGGUGGCAGCGGCGGUGGUGGAGGUGGCAGUGGCGGCGGAGGUGGGGGUGGCCCGCCUGGACUAGGGGGACUGUUCCAGGCCGGAAUGCCAAAGCUAAGAUCCACAGCUAGCAGGGAUAACGACUCUGGAGGAAGCCGGCCACCGAUUUUGCCACCAGGAGGAAGAUCCACAUCUGCCAAGCCCUUUUCACCCCCAAGUGCUCCGGGGAGGUUUCCCGUGCCUUCUCCAGGCCACAGAAGCUGUCCCCCCGAGCCCCAGAGGGCCCGGAUGCCUCCUCCACGGCCCGAUGUGGGCGCAAAGCCUGAUAGCGUUCCUCCUCCAGUACCUAAUACGCCAAGGCCUGUCCAAUCAAGUCUGCACAACCGCGGGUCGCCACCAGUUCCUGGGACCCCCAGGCCACCUGGCCCCGCCCCGACCCCUCCCCCCUUCCCUGGAAACCGAGGUGCCACUUUCGGGGGAAGCUCCAUACGUCAGUCCCCCUCAGGCUCUCCUUCACCCUUCUCCAACAGGCCUCCCCUGCCUCCCACCCCAAACAGGGCCCUGGAUGACAAACCCCCUCCACCACCUCCACCAGUGGGCAACAGGCCCUCCAUCCACAGGGAAGGGGUUCCACCUCCUCCGCCUCAGAACAACAAGCCUCCAGUGCCUUCCAACCCCCGACCAGCCACCUCCUCACAGGCCCCACCGCCUCCACCGCCCCCCAGCAGGCCCGGGCCGCCUCCCCUGCCUCCAGGUGGCAGUGGCAGUGGCAGUGAUGAAAUCCCAAGGCUCCCACAGCGGAACGUGUCCCUCACUUCAUCUGCACCUCCCUUGCCUUCAGGGGGACGUUCGGGUCCUCUUCCUCCCCCGCCCACAGAGAGACCCCCUCCUCCAGUGAGGGACCCACCAGGCAGAUCAGGCCCCCUCCCACCACCGCCUCCAAUAAGCAGAAAUGGCAGCACAUCACGGGCCCUUCCUGCCACCCCUCAGUUGUCGUCCAGGAGUGGAAUCGAUAGUCCCAGGAGUGGGCCCCGGCCUCCUCUUCCUCCUGAGAGGCCUGGUGCUGGGGCACCUCCGCCACCUCCACCAUCAACAUCGAUUAGAAAUGGCUUCCAAGACUCCUCAUGUGAAGAUGAGUGGGAAAGCAGGUUCUACUUCCACCCAAUUUCUGAUUUGCCACCUCCAGAGCCAUAUGUGCCAACAACCAAAAGUUACCCCAGCAAAUUGGCAAGAAAUGAGAGCCGAAGUGGAUCCAACCGAAGAGAAAGGGGUGCUCCGCCUCUACCUCCCAUCCCAAGGUGAUCUUUACUUGCUCUUCUGGACCCGGGCCCCGAGAGCGGCUUCUGUUGUUGCUGUAUAAGAAUUGUACACAUUCUCCUGCCCCCUUUGCUUCCCGUGUCCCCUUUACAUUAGCAGGAGGGGCAAGGGGAGAAGGAAGAGUGAAGAAAAUGGGUGUGCCAGGGUGGGGACAGGGAAGAGAUGCACCUAGCUUGUUACAGUGUACAGAUUCUCAAAGCCAUUCAUUGCUUGUUUCAGCUGCAGCAGCCAGGGCUGGCUGCUGGGCAUCCACAGCUUUUGCAAUAAGUAGGCAGAGACAAAUCAAGUCCCAGCUUUUAGUCAACCAAACUCAAACAGACACUGCUUUUUGGCUACAGGCUGUAAUUACUAAAAUCCCAGAGAGCUGUUUCCUUCCAUGUCUUUUUUUGCAAGCUUGGCCUCCUAGCUGUUUUCAUGAACCACAGACCACCUGAGCAAACUGCUGAGCAAGGGCACACAGGAAACUUUUGCAUGUACAGGAUGGCCAAUCUUGGGCAGUUUGACAUAGAUUUGAGGACACAGUAAAAAUAAAAUGUGAGGUCCAGGUAUAAUUUUAAGAUAAUAAUAGUUGGGGUUUUACAAAAGGGUUUUUUUUUAAAGCAAAAAGUGAAAUUAACUAUUUACCCCAUACAUCCAAAAUAUGAAUGUACCUGAAAUCAGUAUAAAAUUAUUAAUGCUAUAUUUUACCUUUUUUGGUACUAAGUGUUCAAAAUUUAGUGUGUAUUUUACAUUACAGCACAUCUCUACUUGGACUAUUUAUGUGUUAAAUGUUCAACAGCCACAUGUGGCUGAUGGCUACCACAUUUGACAGCACAGGUUUGGAAGAUGAAAACUAAUGCAAAAAUCUCAUUUCAAAAAUCAAAAAUGCAAAAUGAGUUUUAGCAAUUCAAGGGGACCUAGAAGUAAAGUGAGGAAGCAGCACCUUGUUUGGCAGACAGUUUGACUAUAAAUUUUGAUCUCUUACUUUUCAUCUUCCCUUAACAUCUGUGUGUAAGUGUUGCUUCACAAUACCAAGGUAGGCAACUAAUCCAAUAGGGCUAUGGUCACAUGGAAUAAAGCCAUUGGCAAGAAACUGAAAGCCUGUCAGGGCUUCUGGCCUCAGACCCAGCGGACUCAUUCUUCAGUUGGAUGCCUCCCCUGUGGGAUUCCAAGCUGCCUCUGUUCUUCUCAGGCUGAGCAAGCUCUUUAAGGGCCCUGAUAUGGCAGGAAGGUGUCAGGGGUGAGGGUGGGAGGAGAGUCAGGGAAUGAUAUCUAGUAGAAACAUGGAAGAAGAGAACAGAUUUGAACUGAUGGGCAAAACUCAAAAGACACAUUCUGAUGCUUGCUCAGUUAAGCAAACUGGGGAGACAGUACAAACUGGAGGGAAUUUGUUUUGAGUCUUUUGGGGGAAAAUAUUUGUCUUGGAUCUAUGCAAAUAAAGCUUCCACUUAAGGGCCAUAGAGAAGAGCCAGACUUGCCUUUUUUUUUUUACAUGAUUUUUGUUUACAAAAUUUUACUAGGACUUUUAAAUCUAGCUAUAGAUUUGGAAAAAAAAUCCAUUUAGAUGUUUUAUAUGGUUUAUUAUGUUUAAAAUUACCAUUGCUUAUUUUUUAAAAGCACACAACCACAUGUUUAUGUAUAUCUACCUAAGCUUUGUAUCAUGACUUUAGUGUAUUCAUGUAAUACUGAAAGAUGCUAAUAAGAAAUCAAUCCAAAGAAAAAUCUGAAACAUGCAUUCCUAUUUAUGGAAUAAAUAAAAGUUUCAUUUAUGUAAAAGCAAAAGAACUUAAGAGUUUUGACAAAUAGGAUAUCUAAUAAAUAAUGAAGUUACUGAUUUGUGUAUAUUGGAUUUUUAUAAUCUUCCUGGCCAAAGUCCUGGGCUUAGCACACCAGAGAAUUUCUUUCUCCCCUCUACCAUCCAUCUGUCUUUGAUACAGUCACAGGGACUCUUGAUUCAUACAGAAUCAAGAAAUAUAAAAAAGCAACAUGAUUGGCAGAAUAUUUUUUAAAAUAUUUUAUGUUUACUUUGUCUCUGUCUCUCCUCCUCUCUGUGUAUCUGCCUUUCCAAUAAAAAUAAACAAAUCUUUAAAAAAGAUUAAUAAAAAAUAUUUUAUGUUGAACAUUUGGUAAUUUAGUGGUAUUUUACUUUGAAUAAUUUGAUGUCAAAAGUGAUAAACGUCCUUAUAAAUAAGCCCAAUGACCUACUUCACAAACAACAGGGUUUGGCCUUUCUAGAAAAUUUGGGAUAGAAAAGGCUGACUUAAGGAAGGUGGACCUGAGUGUUGUGAGGAAUAGAAAGAAUUGAGUACCUUGCAUAUUUCAACUUUGCAGCUACCCACAGUGCGAAGUUGCCAUGUAUGCACAAUGGUUUUUGCAAUGCAUUUUUAAAAGACUGUUUCACACACCUGCAACCUUUCUUUGAAUGUUAGCAACCUAAUUGCAUCCGGUUUUUAUGAGAAAGUUCUGUGCUAACAUCUUCCACCUAUGGUAAACCAUUAAGAUGAGUGUUUUCCUCCCCUAAAAUCAGAGCUUAUAUGUGCAUUUUUCACAUAAAGUUUCCAGAUAAAUGGAUUUGAGAUGCAAUAUGGUAUUUUUUAAAUUUACAUAUCAUUUUAUAUUGAAAUGUAUUACAGUAUUAAAAUGCAGUGUUCAGUAUUUAUUUCACUAUGCAUUUUAUUUAGCAAAAGCAGAGAAAAAUGUUUAAUCCAAUGGUGCCUUUGUGAUUUGAAAGAAAUUGACUUUUUAUGUCUAAGUAGAUUACUUGCAUUUGUAAAAAGUUAGGCCUUUAUAUUUUAACUUGUAAUACCAAUUUUGUUAUUGUUAAAGUGCCUAGGAUUUUGGCAUGAAAUUAAUCUUUCCCUGUUUAUAGUCAGGGACUGAAGGGAGAGAAAACAAAUGUGUUCACACCAUUGCACUAUGUAAACAGACACAUUUUGAUAUCUAUGUCAUCAGGAUCAUUUAAGUCACAGGGUAGAGCCUACCCUCAUGUCUGUGUCUUUGUAAGUUAGCCCAACAAUAAAUGAAAGUAGAAUAA
Messenger RNA from Ochotona princeps (American pika), 4817 nucleotides. RefSeq names its product WAS/WASL interacting protein family member 1 (gene WIPF1). Gene Ontology annotation, molecular function: actin binding. The coding region runs from base 281 to 1789 and encodes 502 amino acids. The transcript is spliced from 8 exons. The record is from RefSeq and is a predicted model, not a curated record. NCBI's taxonomy places the organism in Eukaryota, Metazoa, Chordata, Mammalia, Lagomorpha, Ochotonidae.